AUGUCUGUUCCGACCACGCUAACUGAAUACUACAACACGACGUACUCGAAAUGCGCCCAAAUGUUCGGACUAAUCGACUCGCCCGAGUUCCUGUCAAUCGGAUCAAAGUCGCUGGCGCUCGUGAUCAUUCCGAUCAACUUGUUCGGAUUUCUGUGCAUUCUGUGUCGGACGCCCAAGUACAUGAAGGGAUUCAAGUGGCAUCUGAUGCACUUGCACUUUUGGUAAGCAUGAAAUCGUGUUGUCAUCGCAAAGUGUCAUUUUUUGUCAGGUUUCUAAUGCUAUCCACGUGCUACACCCUGCUGACAACCACGUAUACAUUCUAUCCGGCUCAAGUCAGAUGCCCCAUCGGCGUGCUUCGUCAUCUGGGAAUAUCGUCGGAAUAUCAAUUCGGCCUCACUAAUUUUGCGUACAUUGGUCUCGCUACUUCUAUUAUCAUGCUCUUCGAGAACCGACAUCAACACUUGGUACCGCCUACGGACAUAUUCUACCGUAUCCAUGACACUCAUCGGGCUCUCCUGGGGCUCUUGAAUUUUAUCGUCGGAAGUGGUAACUAUCUGCCGACUCUCGUGGCUACGGCACUUGCCACGGAUCGGCAACAACGUCAAGAACAGCUAAAGUUGGCCUACCUCGCUUGGGUCCCCUGCCCCACGCCGCUCUACUUCAAUUCUUGUGCCGUCGCCCUCGAUCUGUCUGCAACUUUCUGGAACAUUGUGGCCUUUAUCGUCAAAACACUCAUAUUCUCCCAGAUGGCCUUCUUCAUCGCUCACAGUUUCUGGUAUCUACGUAAAUCGCGAAAGAUGGACGCGUUUUCGGACAGGACAAAACGCAUUCAGCAGGCGUUUUUCGGGGCGGCUCUCGCUCAAGUGGUCGCUCCGAUUUGUGCGAUCGCGGCUCCGCUGACGAUAUUCACGUACGUCACGGCUACCAAACAGUACUUGCCAGGUGAGUACGGCGACAAAAUUGAACCUGAAACAUGUGGAACCAAUCGAUACCAGGCCUCCACGGCGCGGCUUUUGCGACGUUCACCAAACGUUUAA
This is a messenger RNA of Caenorhabditis sp. 36 PRJEB53466, 1037 nucleotides long. NCBI's taxonomy places the organism in Eukaryota, Metazoa, Nematoda, Chromadorea, Rhabditida, Rhabditidae. The record is from the annotation of a GenBank genome assembly.